AGAAUAAAAACCGACAGAAAAUCCACCUCUUGCACUUGAUCUUAGUUUAAAAUGUUCACCCAGCCUUAGCUGGACAUCCUGUAAACCCAGACCUCGACGGCAAGCCCGAGGCUCAGAGCAUGAAGACUCCGAUCUCUCUCAUCGUGGUGACAGGAGUGGCAGGAGUGAUUGCGAGCUCUAUAGUCACAAAAGAUGGCGCGGUGAAGCACAUGUUUGGCUCAGAACUUCCAGACAGAGGAUCAGCACCUUUACUGAGCAGCGCCAACUCCACCAGCCCACACACCCGUGAGCAAUACUCUUACGUCACUCACAACCAAGAUGAAUCUGGCGUGAAAGGCAACGUCAGAGCGAGGAGAAGAUCUUCACAGUUCCCUGCAAUGGACACGGUUUCCAGCAGACUCCCGAAGCAGAAGGAUUACUCUCAUCUAGAGCCUCCUUUGGCUCUUCCAUCACGAAUGGACUUGCCUCAGUACGGAAACGAGGGAGUCGGACUCGAUUCCAGUUCUGUUCCUCCCGUAUUGAAGCGUAAAGCUUCCGCAAUGCAGCGUAAACUUUCUUUCAAGAACCGUAAACCUUCCGAAGUUGAUGACAACCAAGAGAAAUCGUCGGCGUCAUCUUAUUCAUCGUCGCAGUUGACCGACAACGACUGGUACGGCUCUAUUGAAGAUGCGUACGACGACGCUAACGAUGAUCCCCCCAGCCCCUGGCUAGACGACGAUGAUGAAUAUGACGAAGAACCUAGGAACUUUCCGAAACAAGCAAAGUCUAAAACGGAGCAAAUCAAUCCGCGAAAGUUUGAGAAAAUGAUUGAUCACUCCUUGAAUCCGCCGAGUCGUCAGAAGGAGUACUUAAAGCGCUUGCUGAGCAGCGUAGACCCUCCAACAAUGUCCACCGUAGAAGACCCUGAACCCAUCUUCCUGCCAGCUGGAAAAAAUAAAAACAGCGUCAUUUACUCGUCACUCAUCGACAUGAUCAACAUCGCUGAGAAUCUGCGCGUCAAGAGACCUUCGGCGUCUUAUGAUGAGUCUGAGGAAGACAGUAGGUCUGAUGUGGAUCUUUCCGACCACGACCUCCUCAACGAGCCCGAAGAACCCACCGACCGAGGAGCGAAGCGGAACAGUGAGCAUCCUCAGGUGGCGCUGGUGCAAGAUCGCGGCUUGAGUGACGAGCCGACAGCAGACGACGAUGGCGACGACUGGGCCUUGCCCAGGAUGGGGCCCUGGGACCCCGCUGACACCCCUGUCGCGACUGCCGUGCUGGGCUCCAUUAUGCUCUUCCUUAUACUUGCCGUGGUGGUGCUUGCCCUGCGCGUGCACUGCAGGAACAGAAGUAAGCAGGCGCAGGAGUGGAUCAGACAUCCCACCAUGACCCCCACGCCCCAAGCCCCGGGUGCGGUGCAGCCUUUGAUUCAUCAUCCCCAGCAGGAGCCCAUCCGUAUAAAGGCGAAAGGUCUUCUUGAGCGACGAGGCAGCAACACAAGCCUAACUCUAGAGCUGGGGCCUGACAGCCUGGACAGUCUGGUGCCCUCCAGGGAAUGCACCCCCGAGGACUUCCUCCUGACGGCGGGCAACAGGCUCAGCAGGAGGGCGCUCAGGGAGUCCUUCAGGGACCCGCGUCUCCUACACGCCGAGUUCUGGGAUAUACCUACCAACCACCCCGACAGAUGCGCCGUACCGGGUUCAGCUGCCAAGAACCGUUACAGAACCGUACUGCCCAAUGAAGACACAAGAGUGGUUCUCAGGACAGCAACGGGUGAACAACAUCCCGCUGACCAUUACAUCAACGCAAACUACAUUAGGGGGUACGACGGAUUAGAGAAAGCCUACAUCGCGACUCAAGGCCCACUGGUACACACAGCCGGUGAUUUGUGGGAGAUGGUGAUGCAGGAGAGGGCGAGGGCUGUGGUUAUGAUAACCAGGCUCAAAGAGAAGGGCAGGGUGAAGUGUGAACCUUACAUUCCAGCGUACAGCGCGCAGCACGGCAGCAUCACGGUCACUGUUAAACAAGUACUCGAGAAGAACGGGUAUUCCAUCAGACAAAUCCUUCUCAAGAAAGGUGACGUGAGCCACACGACACUGCACUUCUGGUUCACUAGCUGGCCUGACCACAAGACUCCGUCGUCUGCUAGACAUCUGCUCAACAUGGCGACCGAAGUCCACACCACCAGAAAAGAGUCAGAAGGGCCUGUGGUGGUUCACUGUAGCGCGGGGAUCGGACGCACAGGAUGCUUCAUCGCCAUCAGCAUCGGCGUCCAGCAGCUCCUCGAGGAGGGGGCUGUGGACAUCUUGGCGACCGUCUGCCAGAUGCGCCUGGACAGAGGUGGCAUGGUGCAGACUGCCGAGCAGUACGAGUUCAUCCAUCGAGCACUGGCUCUUUACGAAGCGAGUCUUCCAAAUACAACUUCUGACUGACGGCGGGCUUCAUCUUCUUCUUCAUCGUCAAAGCUGCAACUUCGACAGAUCGGUCCAAUAGAGCCACCUGCUCAGUUCUGCUCAAAUGGCGCCACUUUACCUCCCGCUCAGUUCCGUUUGCCCGGGAAGUCUGAUUGCAUCACGAACGGAGCCGCUGCAACGAAAAUAACCAUAGCAGCCAAUACUUCAACCACUGACGCAGUUCUGUCAUCAACCGAGUCCAAUGAAACCCCCAAAGAACGAAAUAUUAAAGCUUCGUGUUGCCCAGAAUCAGAAUUAAAAGUCACCGCCGCUACGUGUGGAGCCCUUGAUAAUACGGCGAACAAUAAAGUCGAUGUCGUAAGUUACGAUGAAGAAUUUGCGGACGGUAAACCAAGAGAAAUGUGUGCUUUAGGGAACUCCAACAAUAAAAAUCUAACGUCAAACAGCGAGCACCUGGGUAAGUCUUUUAAUUUGUACAAUGUGAGCAGCAGCCGACGAAGCUCACUCAAGUCAGACCCUAGCGUACCGGGAGGCGGCCCUUUGGACUGGUUGAGAAACACUUUCAAGUCGCCGUCCUCGUGUCCCAACACCGGAGCCAGGACCUCGCCUACCAAUAGUUGCAGUUCUUCAGCUAACGUCAACGGUAACUUAGAAAUAAACCAAACCGAGAGAUUGUCGCCCCCGGAGAGCAAGAGACAAAGAACAUUACUCGAGAAGACCUGCGCCAUAUGGGAGGGUUUCGAGCCUUUAAAAACUUCGCGCACGCUCACUGUAUCAGAAUGACGCCAGCAGUCGAGAUUCUGAGCGUUGAACGUCACGCAACAAAUCCAAAUAUCUUAUUCACAUAGAGUAGCUAGUGUACUAUGAAAUUAGACAAAGAACAUUUCAGCUCGUACAAUGCAAGUACCUACCGAAAAAUUACGCCGGAUUAAUUUUCAGAUAAUUUAAUCUAAAUAACUUUGCGAGUUUAGUUAAAGAAAACGAACAAAUAGUUUGUUUCACAUAAAAUAUAAUACUUGGUAUCUAUAAGAGCUUUUUGUGGACGACACCGCUUGGAAUUUUUGUAAUUAAAUCCAUCCAACUUCUUGAGAAAUAUUUAUAGCAAUACGUUACAGCGCUACUGACAAUAAAAUUCGAAUAUAUAUACCAAAUACACAAAAAGACAAAAAGCUUUUCAAAGAGGUGGGAUAAGCAUACCUCAUUACAUUCGUUGAAAACAAUAAACGUACAAAUUGGCCUCAAUAAAUAUGUACGUUAAACGUUAAAUUGACCUGCAUAAAUGGCUCACGUCCGCAUUGUGGUUCCGUCGGAGCGUCUGACCAUAAGACCGGAUCGGCUGCAGGAUGCUCAAGAGAAUAAAGGCCGCAUUCAAUGAAAAUUUAUUAAUUACUUUAAGCAAAAUGUCUGAGCCGGUAGUGUAAACUAUUGCGUGUCAGUUAUAAGGAGUGUUUUAAUCUAUAAGGAAUGGUUCAGUGCGUGUGCAGCAUAAGUAAAGCCAUUGUGUUUUCAUUCGUACGUAGAUUAAAAAUAGAGGCUAGAGCGUUAUAAAAAUUGUUGUGCGUUAACCUAAUUGUUACAUGAUCACAAAAACCCCAUUAAUCGAAGAAAUAACUAACGCAGAAGUACUUCCAAUGCAUCAUGAUCUGCAUUAACAGUUUAGAAUAGAUAAACCGCUAUUCAUUCCCGCAGCUGCAUAUAGAGUUCAGUAGAUUGUAUAAAUCAGAAAAAAAAUUAGUGGAAUAUUUGCUUUCCAUGUCGCCAUUAUAAGAUUCGCAGGUCUAUAUUUUAUUCUAAUGAUCUAUAAGAAAUUAUUGAUGUUUCAAGAAUGGUUCGACUAAAUAUUAAGUCGGUCAAUCUGUUGAUAUUACGUUUAGAGUUACCGUUGAAAAGUUUGUGUGUAGAUUGAUGAAGGUAUGAACUCGUUAAGUUUAUAGUUAACUUAAAUAAGAUAUGUUUCCUUAUGUCUAGUAUACACGGAUGAUCUAUAUUAUAUAACUAUGUACAUUAGAGAACUGUGGUGGUUACACACAAGAAACUAACUUAAGCUGAAGUGUCUAUUUGUUAUUUAUGUGUGGUAGUCUAAGGCAUUGUUUUGAAGGUAAGAAAAAUCCGGAGAGAAAAUUUACGGCACACCUAAUGACGACUGCCGUGGCACAUCAGACAAAACAGUUUUGCACCACGCAUCGCCUUUUCAAUCAAAUAUGACAGCGAAAUGAUUUACUUGUCACGUCAUAAUUUUGUAUACUUUAGAAUUGAAUAAAAAAAAUCAGUGAGUUUACGCCAAGUUCGAAGCGAUUACAACACGUAAACUUGUAUUUACAGGUUUGAAGCCUGAUGUUUCCACAAGAUCUGCUUAAUCUUGUAUCAAGUCGACGCAACCAAUGAACAAAUUUUCUAAGUUAUGCCCGUUUUCAUCAGUCUCGAUGAUCGAAGUUUUCGGCUACUGUGAAUAUAAUUUGCAGAGAUCAAAGUUUAAUUGCGAAUGAUUGACCGAUAGAUUCGUUGAUUUACGACAUGCAAUCGUUGUCGAAUAUUUUGUUCUGACUUUUAAAGCCUGUCUUAGCCGCGGCGUGAAAUGAAUCAACUGGAACCCUUUUAGGACGUCUAUUAAUACGAUAAAUUCGAAUUAAGAGUCUUCAGCUCUGAAGCAAAUUCAUUCAAAUAUAAUAACUUUGCCCUGAAAUACAAACCUUUCUCUCGUCCUCGCUACCUACAUUAUCUUUCCCUCUCAAUGUCCAUAUUUUACAAGAACAUCUCGCUGCGAAAACAGCGCCGAGAUUUCUAGCUUCAUAGUGAAAUUGUGCGGCGUGUUGGAAUUCGUAACAUCAUUGAUUUCAAAGAAAUUUACGGCAUCAAACUAGCCCCAUGAAUAGUUCAAUUUCGAAGUUAUGAGCAUCAAAGAUUGUAUAAACUAUCAUAUUUUAGCUCAAUCCUACCCUAGGAAAGGACCUCGAUAAGAAAAACUCAAUUCAAUAUCGGAUUUAAAAAGAAAAAGAAGUGCAAGAGAAUCGAGUAUCUAAGCACAGAAUUGUGAAUUUCUUCUAUAGAUUUGUGUUAAGCCUCGUCAACAUUUGACACUAGAAGACAAGUUUCUAUAGAAGGCAAGUUUCGUGAUCCACUUCGUGGCAGAGAUCAACAUAAGCGACAUCCUAUCAUCGAAUGUCUGUUCUUUCGCUGAGAUGGCAUCGCCUCCCGCGUGCUGACAAUAAAUAGACAGAAUUAAAUUCAUGAUCGGUCA
This is a messenger RNA of Hyalella azteca, 5631 nucleotides long. RefSeq names its product tyrosine-protein phosphatase non-receptor type 5. Gene Ontology annotation, biological process: protein dephosphorylation. The record is from RefSeq and is a predicted model, not a curated record. Gene Ontology annotation, molecular function: protein tyrosine phosphatase activity. The transcript has 11 exons. The coding region runs from base 120 to 2411 and encodes 763 amino acids. NCBI's taxonomy places the organism in Eukaryota, Metazoa, Arthropoda, Malacostraca, Amphipoda, Hyalellidae.